Molecule: messenger RNA, 1886 nt
Organism: Ziziphus jujuba (common jujube)
Lineage: Eukaryota; Viridiplantae; Streptophyta; Magnoliopsida; Rosales; Rhamnaceae
Product: probable glycosyltransferase At3g07620
Exons: 6
Coding region: 369-1643 (424 amino acids)
Molecular function (GO): glycosyltransferase activity
Source: RefSeq, a predicted model, not a curated record
AGAAAAAACACCAAAAAUAUAAAAGAAAUUUGAAAAAAGAAGUAGGCAGGCAUACGCAUUAGUCAUUAGACUCAUUACGCACACGCUUGGCGCAAUCCAGUAAUCCAAAUCACCGCCUCGCUUGCCUUCCCUUUUCUUUGCCGUAAUUUUCUUUUUAUCAUAUUUUAGGAUCUGAUUCCGAUUAGGGAUUGGGUUUGGACAGUGAAGCUCAUUCUGAUGCUACUCUGUCACUUGGAAGCGUGGAGCUCGACGCACAGACCGACACCCUCUCUCUCUCUCUCUCUCUCUCUCUCUCGCGCUCUCGCGCGCGCGCUCUAGAUAUAUAUAUAUAUAUAUAUAUUGUGUGAGUGCGUGAGUGAGUGAGUGCUAUGAGUGGCGGCAAACAAUCACUGCCAUCUUCCCCGAUGUGCCCCUUACGAAGAUGUCUCUUCUGUCUCGCUUUUUUAACUUUGAUCUCCUUCACCUGUUUCUCCCUCAAAUCCCCCUAUUUCCCUCCCUUUCUAGCCUACUCCUCCGCCUCCUCCUCCUCCAUCCCUCGGGCUCAGGUUUCUUCUGAGAAGCUGGGGGGAGCAGAACCUUCGUUGGAGGAGAAGCCGGAGGCGGAGGAGAGACUUUCGGAUAUAUACCACUCGCCGCAAGUGUUCGGAUUAAACUACGCCGAAAUGGAGACGAAAUUCAAGGUCUAUAUAUACUCGGAUGGCGAUCCCAACACUUUCUACCAUACCCCCAGAAAGCUUACCGGCAAGUAUGCUAGCGAGGGAUAUUUCUUCCAGAAUAUUAGAGAGAGCGGCUUUCUCACUGACGAUCCCGACCAAGCCCACCUCUUCUUCAUCCCAAUCUCCUGCCACAAGAUGCGUGGUAAGGGUACGAGUUAUGAAAAUAUGACCAUCAUUGUUCAGAAUUAUGUGGAGAGCUUAAUUGCCAAGUAUCCAUACUGGAAUAGAACCUUAGGUGCGGAUCACUUCUUUGUCACUUGUCAUGAUGUGGGUGUUAGGGCAACUGAAGGACUUCCUCUUCUUGUAAAGAAUUCAAUUAGGGUUGUGUGCUCUCCGAGCUAUGAUGUUGGGUUCAUUCCACACAAAGAUGUUGCCCUCCCUCAAGUAUUACAGCCAUUUGCUCUUCCAGCUGGUGGAAACGAUGUCAAGAACAGGACAACCCUUGGUUUUUGGGCUGGUCAUCGGAACUCUAAAAUUAGAGUUAUACUGGCACAAGUAUGGGAAAAUGAUACAGACCUAUACAUACUGAACAACAGAAUUAACAGGGCAAUUGGAAAUCUAUUAUAUCAAAAGAAAUUUUAUGGCACUAAAUUCUGCAUAUGCCCUGGUGGUUCCCAAGUCAACAGUGCUCGUAUAGCUGAUUCCAUCCAUUAUGGAUGUAUUCCUGUAAUAUUAUCGAAUUAUUAUGAUCUCCCAUUCAAUGAUGUUCUUGAUUGGAAAAAAUUUGCCGUCAUACUUAAGGAGAAUGAUGUCUAUCAACUUAAACAAAUUUUAAAGGACAUACCUUACCAACAGUUUCUUGCACUACACAGAAACUUAGUCAAGGUCCAGAAACACUUUCAAUGGAAUUCACCUCCCAUCAAGUAUGAUGCAUUCCAUAUGGUGAUGUAUGAUCUUUGGUUGCGCCACCAUGUUAUCAAAUAUUAGUUUUGUACAAUUUCAAUUGGAUUAUUUUUUUUUUUAUUUUCUUGGGUAUACUUUUAUGGGCUAGCAAGUAGCUAACCAGUCUUGUAAAUCUUCAAAUAUGGUGCUCUCAUCUCCAUGAUCUUUAACACACAGGAAAUUAAAGCUGUAAGGUUCCUGGGUCCUAAAAGAUCAUGAUUGGUUUUAUUCUUGGUUGGGAAGUUCUUUACAUGAAUUUUUUUGCUUUAUAAAGAAGAUUUUUUUUUC